Molecule: messenger RNA, 2193 nt
Organism: Mytilus californianus (California mussel)
Lineage: Eukaryota; Metazoa; Mollusca; Bivalvia; Mytilida; Mytilidae
Product: GPI transamidase component PIG-T-like
Exons: 10
Coding region: 45-1832 (595 amino acids)
Biological process (GO): attachment of GPI anchor to protein
Cellular component (GO): GPI-anchor transamidase complex
Source: RefSeq, a predicted model, not a curated record
GUACACCACGGAUGACAAGGGAGAGAAUUUUAUGAAAAUGAAAAAUGGCUACCUUUGAACGGUGCGAUUUGUGGUUUUACUUUCUUACUCUUUUUUUAAGUUGUCAGAGCAUAAUAUUAAGAGAAAAUGACACAUUUAACGAAGAGCUCUUUGUCAAACCAUUUAAAAGUGGCCACGAAUUAUUUUUUUUCCAGUUUACAACACUCUGGAACUCGAGAAAGCCAUAUACUCAUUACAGAUUAUUUCCAAGAUCUUUGGGUGAUGUACUGUCAACUUAUAAUGUACAAGAAUUGCACUUAACACAAGCACAAGGAUUUUGGAAACACAACAAGUGGGGGUAUCCUCCAGAAGAUGCACCACCUGGCGUUGAAUUAUGGGUGUGGUUCAAACCUGGAACAUUGAACAUAGACAAACAAUGGUCAGAUCUUGUAAAUGCUCUUGGUGGUCUGUUUUGUUCAUCUCUUAAUUUUAUGGAUUGGAAAUCUACUGUGAGUCCCCACUGGUCCUUUAGACCCCAAGGUGUGGCCACUAAAAGUUAUCAUAUGAAGUCAAUGUAUCUGAGAUAUUCAGCUUUACCCAAAGAGAUAGUAUGUACAGAAAAUCUAACACCAUGGAGAAAAUUAUUGCCUUGUGAUAAGGUUGGGUUAUCAAGUCUUUUCAAUACAGCUAAGUUGUAUGAUUCAUCAUAUCAUUCAAUAGGUAUUCAUGUCAGACCUAUCUGUCUGGAACCAAAAUGUUCUUCAGCAUCAGUUGAACUUAAGCAGACAUUGAGUGUUGUCUUUGACACAUCCUCCUCAAAAGUUGGAAAACAAGACUGGAGUUUUAAGAAGACAUUAGGACAGCCUCUAGGUUCACAGUGUUCUAUGGCCACACUUAGUAAAAUAUAUGUUGAUAUAACAUCUCAGCAGGAAAUCAAGCUCACAUUGAAGCCUGAUGCUGAUAAAAUAGUUAAAAUGGUCCUUGCUGGAGACAAGAGGAUAUAUGCUGUAUAUGAUGUUACUACACAGCUUCCUAGAAACUACCAUUCCUUUAAUCUUCAAGGCAUCCACACUGAAGUUACCAAACAUAAUGUUACAACAGAAUCAUCAGUACAUGCUACUAGAUAUGUGACUGGUUUUGGACUACAGAGAGGAGGAAUAACCUGUCAGAUUUAUAAUAACUUGCCAGUAAAUAUGACAGUAAUCUAUAUGGAAACAAUACCUUGGUUUAUUAAGAUCUUCUUCAAUUCAUUACAAAUACAGAACAAUAAAACUAUGGUGAAGCCAUACAAAAUACAUUAUAUGCCUGGUAAAGACAGAAGUAGAUCAUAUCAUCUGGAAGUAGUAUUUAGACUACGUGCAAAUUCUGUAACUAAAAUUAAUGUGUUGUUUGAGAGGACAUUUUUAAAAUGGACAGAAUAUCCACCAGAUGCCAAUCAUGGAUUCCCUAUAAACUCUGCUGUUAUAACAACUGUAUUACCAAAGGCAGAUAAUUAUAUUUCUGUACAGCCAAAUGUUUCUAUAUUCCAAAGUUUUGAAGACAAAUCCUCCGAGUUUUUCAUAAGAAUACACACAGAAACAUUACUGGUAUCUCUGCCAACACCAGACUUCAGUAUGCCCUAUAAUGUCAUUUGUUUGGCAUGCACCGUUGUAGCAAUAGCAUUUGGAUCAUUGCAUAAUUUAACAACAAGACAGUUUAAAGUUGUGGAAUCUACAGAAAUGAAAGGCUUAGUACAGAAAGUCAAAGACUUUUUUAAGAUUAAAGAACAAUUAAAGGAUGUAGCAAAUAAAAUUAAAACAGAGGAUCAAGAUUCUGAACAAACAGACAAUGAAUGCUGUAUAUUAAAGGAGUAAUGUACUUAGACAAAGAAUGUCAAAUUGCAUGUAUUGCCUAAACUAUGUAACUUACACAUCUCUUUAGGGAUCAAUGUGGAAGCUGUACAAUUUCACUCUGUCCUUCAAGAACUUCGUGAACACAAAAACUAAAAAAGUUUGGUUAGUACAGGGAUGAAAUUGUUUACAGUUGUUGUGCACAAAACAAAAUAUGAACCAAAGAAAUAAGAACAUUUGUGCCUAAAUUCCCCUUUUUUUCAUAGGAGCAUGACAAAUAAAUCAGAACAUAAAAGAAUAACAAAUUUAUUAGUAGAAUACGGCUAAUUCGAGGUUUAUUUUGUUAAUAUAUUUGAAUAAUCAAUUUAAUAAAAAUUCUACUCUU